This is a messenger RNA of Amoebophrya sp. A25, 308 nucleotides long. The record is from the annotation of a GenBank genome assembly. Lineage: Eukaryota; Dinophyceae; Syndiniales; Amoebophryaceae.
GUGUCGCGCUCUCUUGUUCCUCGCUGCUUUUUCUUCUCCUCGCUCUCCUACUUCUUGUCGCUGAUCUUCCUGUCUCAUCAUCGCAGGCACGUCAUAAGCCUUUUACUAAAAAGAUUGGCAGCGCUGCCACAUUUUCAAAGGGAAUCGGUGGCAGUGCUGCCACCUCCCUCUUGUAUUUAAAGUCAGCGCGCUCCCGCUCCCCUUUGCCGCAACGCGGAGGGGAGUGCGCGCACUUCGGGCGCCCGUUUCACCUUGUGAAACCAUUCACCCCCGCCCACGUCCCUAAAGUAUCCUUUUCCCUUCCUUAA